UUUUUUUUUUUAACUUUUAAUUGCCGGAAAACGCCCUCCGUCUCUCGUGCCCCGGCGGCGCAUAAACCCUGCAAAACCCCAAAGUUUGGCUCUUUUUAGUUGUCUCUUUCCCUCCCCAAUCUGAUGGAGACCCAAACCAGUGGCUGCGAUAACAUCGUCGGCGAUGAUACAUGGCGAGCGGAAGCAGAGAUCGGUGGCAACGAGAGGGCUUUGCAAGCGCUGCGAGAACUCAUCAUCUUCCCUUUUCGCUACCCUCUCGAAGCAAGAACUCUUGGCCUCAAAUGGUCUAGAGGGUUACUCCUAUACGGCCCUCCUGGUACCGGAAAGACAAGUUUGGUCCGUGCUGUUGUGCAGGAAUGUGAUGCGCAUUUGACUGUUUUAAGCCCUCAUUCAGUGCAUAGAGCUCAUGCUGGAGAAAGCGAGAAAGUCUUAAGGGAAGCUUUUGCUGAGGCUUCUUCCCACGCUGGUUCAGACAAGCCAUCUGUGAUUUUUAUCGAUGAAAUCGACGUUCUUUGUCCUCGGCGUAGUUCUAGAGGAGAGCAAGGUGUUCGUAUUGCUUCUCAGCUCUUUACACUCAUGGACUCAAACAAACCUUCAUCAUCUCCGCCAAGAGUUGUUGUUGUAGCAUCCACAAAUAGGUUGGAUGCAAUUGAUCCAGCGCUAAGAAGGGCGGGGCGGUUUGAUACUUUAGUUGAAGUGAGCACACCUAAUGAGGAGGAUCGCUUAAAAAUCCUGCAGCUGUACACAAAGAAAGUUAGCGUAGAUCCUACUCUCGAUCUGCAAGCCAUAGCAACGUCUUGCAACGGUUUUGUUGGAGCAGAUUUGGAAGCUUUAUGUCGUGAAGCAACCAUAUCCGCAAGCAAAAGAUCCUCAGAUUCUCUUAUCUUAACAUCACAAGACUUCAAGGUUGCAAAAUCUGUGGUUGGUCCAAGUAUAACAAGAGGGAUCACAGUUGAGAUCCCUAAAGUGACAUGGGACGACGUUGGUGGUCUUAAAGACUUGAAGAAAAAGCUCCAGCAAGCUGUUGAAUGGCCUAUCAAACACUCAGCUGCGUUUACAAAGGUGGGGAUAUCGCCGAUGCGGGGAAUACUCCUCCAUGGUCCUCCAGGUUGCUCAAAGACAACUCUUGCUAAAGCCGCUGCAAAUGCUGCUCAAGCUUCCUUCUUUUCCUUGUGCUGCGCGGAGCUGUUCUCUAUGUAUGUUGGAGAAGGUGAAGCGUUAUUGAGGAACACGUUUCAAAGAGCUAGACUUGCUUCUCCUAGUAUAAUAUUCUUUGAUGAAGCUGAUGUUGUCGCUUGUAAAAGAGGUGAUGAGGGGUCAAGCAAUAGUUCAACAGUUGGAGAAAGACUUCUGUCUACACUCUUAACCGAAAUGGAUGGUCUUGAAGAAGCAAAGGGGAUUCUUGUCCUGGCUGCUACAAACCGCCCCUAUGCAGUAGAUGCAGCUCUAAUGCGACCUGGUCGGUUCGAUCUCGUGCUGUAUGUCCCACCGCCUGAUGUAGAAGCUCGGUUAGAGAUACUGCAAGUGCAUACACGCAACAUGAGACUAGGAGACGAUGUUGACCUCAGAAAAAUGGCUGAGGAGACGGAACUUUUUACUGGUGCAGAGCUGGAGGGUCUAUGCAGAGAAAGUGGAACAGUGUCGCUUAGAGAAAACAUUGCAGCGAGCGGUGUCUUCAACCGCCAUUUCCAAACCGCGAAGAAGUCGCUUAAACCUGCGUUGACGGUUGAAGAAGUUGAGACUUAUGCAUCAUUCAGGAAGUCAAAGAGUUCGGAUUCAAGAACGGUUCGGGUUGAGAAAAAGAAAGUGAAUCACUCCAAUGUUCUGGGGUUAGGGUUGUCAUGGAAGGUUGGUGUAUUGAGCUUAAUGUUGGUUGCUGCUGGAAACUUUUACUUGAAGCAGACUAAACAUGGUGAACUAGCUGCUGCUACAUGAAUCUUCUAAAAGCCUUCUCUUUUUUUUUUAUUCUCAAUAUAGUAUCUUUUUGUU
Molecule: messenger RNA, 1989 nt
Organism: Brassica oleracea var. oleracea
Lineage: Eukaryota; Viridiplantae; Streptophyta; Magnoliopsida; Brassicales; Brassicaceae
Product: cell division control protein 48 homolog B
Exons: 10
Coding region: 124-1935 (603 amino acids)
Molecular function (GO): ATP binding; ATP hydrolysis activity
Source: RefSeq, a predicted model, not a curated record